UAAUCACAUCUAUCAAAGGCACCCCACCGGUGACUGCGCGUCAGCCAUGCAUUCCUGCUUCCAAGUUCCAGAGCUUAUCUCCAUGAUCUGCUCGUUCCUGUCUGGCCCCAAAGACUCAGCGACGUUGGUUGCCCUGGCGAGCACAUGUAAGAUACUUAGGGACCCGGCACUCGAUGCACUCUGGCAUGACCUUCGCUCACUUGCUCACCUGGUCAUGUGUUUGCCCGAAGACCUUUGGACAACUGUAGAGCGAGAAGUCGAAGGAGCAAUGGUUGCGGACGAUGGCAACGCUGCAACCUAUCAGAUCUUGCAUUUUCAACGGGCUAUGACACCAAGUGACUGGCGAAUCUUGGAGCAGUAUGCUCGUCGAGUUCGGAAGUUAGAGAUAGCGGGCUCUGGUCACGUUUACGUGGAAGCCGAAACGCUUGCCGCUAUCUCGGUUUACUGCGGUUUUUCUUGCGACGAGCUACCUGAAAUUCUCUCAGAAGCAGCCAAAGGGUUUCAUAAGCUAAAGGCACUCGAAAUCAUGUUGCCUUACUCUGAUACCACAUCGACAACAUCCGUCCUUUCGACCUUGGGUACACUGCGAUCCCUAAAGAACCUCACAUUGCGCAUCCAGACUAGUCAAGAUCACCACCAAGACUUGUUAUCGGGUACUUCUUUGUACCUUUCCGGGUUCACUCGUCUUCACCUUUUUGGGUAUCCCGGAUUCGUCGGCGAUGUCUUGUCUUGCUUUGAUCUGACGUCCAUUACAACGUUCGGGUCAGGAUUUUAUGGUCCAGUCAAAGUGUCAGAUUCUGACGAUGAAGCUGACAUCGGAGAGAUGGACACAGAAAGACAUGACAUUCGGGCAGUAUUGACGUCUUGUGCAGUGAGGCUGCCGGAGGCACUUCGCCGUAUUGAGCUGCACUUCUUUGAAGGUACCAGUCUCCCUAACUCGGACCUAGGGCUCGCUUUGCAGCCGUUUUCGAGGUUUCACGGGCUGACAGAACUCGCACUGGGGGCGCAAACCGCAUGUCUCACUGAUAACCAGCUGGGUGCAUUAUCCUUCCCUAAUCUUCGCUGGUUGCAUUGUCAGUGGUACGGACAGCCACCCAAGGCUACUCUUCGCAGUAUCGGCCUCCUUCAGCUCGGCUGUCCCCGACUACAGCAAUUACAUAUGCCCCUCAACCUCCGAGUCACCAACAACACUCUAUGCGAUACAUCUCCUGUGGACAUCUGUACCGGCGCCCUCGCCAUAUUGGAUCUUACAGGAUCCCUUCUGGACGACCCGGAGUUUGCUGCUCGGCAUAUUGCUGCGAUGGUGCUCAACCUGUCCUUCAUCCACUUUAAUCAUGCUGAUCAGGCGAUGGCCGAGCGUUGGGUGAAAAGGGUUGCCGCUGCGUACGGGUUCUGGAAGAGGACAUUGGCUCGAUAUCAGCUUGGGGUAAAGAAUAAAGUAGGGUCUGGUACGGAGAUCAACAUGCGGAAAAAUGCGACAAAUUACAUUAUACCUAAAUACCACGAAUUCUCCGCAGGACAGGACUGGUUGUCUAAGAAAACCCUGUCAUCACUCGCCAGAACAUGCAAGGACCUGAAAGAACCAGCGCUGGAUGCGAUAUAUUAUGAAGUGAACCUUGUCGAAGCUGUUAUGUGCCUCCCUCGAGAUGCGUGGACGACAGAACAGAGGCAAACGUCCAUAUGCAUGAACAGCCUCGAAGAAAAGCAGGAAACCAGUCUCAAAAGACGCUUUGUCUCCAGCGUUCGAUCAUGCCUAGUGACUGGCACAUCCUGGAAGAGUACACCAAUCGUGUACGAAGUCUAUAUAUAUAUGGUUUCUUCGAGCUCUGGCACUCGUCUCGCAGACGCCGUGGCACCUGAAUUUCUUGGUGCCAUAUCCGUCUACUGUGGACCAACUCUAUUUCCACAGCUCAGAAAGCUCUGGUUUUAUGGUGACCAGCAUGGUCAAAUUGAUCGGGCCUUUUCCUCAUUUCCGAGGCUGCUACUUGAACCACGUCUCGGCAACCUGGAGAUUCAUAAUCUAAACCAAAAUUCCCUACAUGUCCUCAAAGUACUUUAUGAGACCAAUCAGAAACUUCAAUCCCUUUCUAUGAUUGAGGUCUUCGUGGAUAAUAUCAUGCUGCCGGUAUUUCUACUGCAAGUAGCGGAAAACAUGAAGAAUCUCAAGGCACUCACCUUCUCCCUGCCCCAUGUCGGUGUCUCCACGAGAGCGGAACUUUUGUACACUAUCGGACAGUUCAAAUCCCUCCGAAGUCUCGACCUGCUCUCUCCUGCCCGAGGUAUCACUCAGCCCCAUGACUUUACAGUAUCUUCCGCCAUUUCGCUUCCCAAUCUAUCCCACAUUGGUCUAAGGGCGCGAAACUGGGCAUUAUUGAUGAACUGUUUUGACAUAAAAACCAUCCAAUCAUUCUCUGUAACAGCAUAUGACCCUCCAGACGGUAAUGGGAACCUGGUUUUCACGACAUUGGGAAAUAGGUUUCCUGGAUCAACUCGGGAUAUUCGCAUAAGCCUAUCGGGCUGUACGAAGUUGGAUAUCGCUGCCUUGCAAAUGCUUGUCAAAUUCCGUGACUUGACUAUUCUUGAUGUCAAUCUCAAGAACACAACUUUUGUUCUCGCCAACGAUGAUCUGCGCUUGUUGGCUAUGGCUGUUCCCCACCUCCUUCGCCUCGGUUUCCGCUUAUUUCCUCAGGAUCCUAGAGUUACCCUUCGAGGCAUCGGGCUCUUACUACAAAGCUGUACCAAGUUGAAGCAUAUAGACCUCGCUGUGGAUCUCAAAGUCGCCAACAACGUAUCGAUCGAUAUCUUGCCCGUGAAUGUCUGCAGUAUGACACUCAUCUCGUGGAACGUCAGAGGCUCGUUGAUAGACGACCCCGAAUUUGCUGCACUGCAACUAUCUGCCAUGAUGCCGUAUCUGACCGAAAUUAGGGAUUGGGACAAUCGUCAGGCGUGGAAGAAGGUGGAAAGCUUGCUUGCCUUUUUCAGGGGCGCCUUUUGGCGCCACCAGCAAGCCAUCCAAAGUAGCGCGUCAUGA
Molecule: messenger RNA, 3031 nt
Organism: Coniophora puteana RWD-64-598 SS2
Lineage: Eukaryota; Fungi; Basidiomycota; Agaricomycetes; Boletales; Coniophoraceae
Exons: 7
Coding region: 47-3031 (994 amino acids)
Biological process (GO): SCF-dependent proteasomal ubiquitin-dependent protein catabolic process
Cellular component (GO): SCF ubiquitin ligase complex
Source: RefSeq, a predicted model, not a curated record